Messenger RNA from Pelodiscus sinensis (Chinese soft-shelled turtle), 6847 nucleotides. It is a transcript of the gene CEMIP, whose product is annotated as cell migration inducing hyaluronidase 1. Lineage: Eukaryota; Metazoa; Chordata; Testudines; Trionychidae. The record is from RefSeq and is a predicted model, not a curated record.
AACAUCAGUCAAGCAGACCCUACAAGUCACAGGGUCUCUACAGAACUAAGAAUACUGAAAGCAAUCUCACACCCCAGAAUGGAUCCGGUCAUGCAUUUUGUUUCACUUCUAUUGGUAAUCUCUUCUGUAUGUGCAGAAGCAGCUCCACUCUGUCCAGAUCAGGAUCCUGAGCUGGCACCCUGGAACGCUGGGCAUGAUGAAGAUCAACAUAUUGAAAUUGGCAAAGGCAGGAAGCUGCUUCUCUCUUCCUCUGCAACUGUCCACUCGAUCCUCAUCACAGACGGAGGAAAACUGGUAAUUAAAGACAAAACACAGCCUAUCAUUUUGCGAACUCGACAUAUAUUGAUUGAAAAUGGAGGAGAGUUACAUAUUGGCAGUGAGCUGUGUCCAUAUCAAAGUAAUGUGACUAUCAUCUUAUAUGGACGAGCAGAUGAUGGUGUCCAGCCAGACGCUUACUUUGGGCAAAAAUAUAUUGGGGUCGGUGAAGGUGGAACCCUUGAGAUCCAUGGUGAGAAAAAGUUGUCCUGGACUUUUCUCAACAAGACUCUCCACCCUGGUGGCAUGGAAGAAGGCGGCUACUACUUUGAAAGGAGCUGGGGGCAUCGCGGUGUCAUUGUCCAUGUUAUCGAUCCAAAGACAGGGGCAGUCAUCCAUUCAGAUCGGUUCGAUACCUACAAACUGAAAGGGGAGAGUGCCCGUCUGGUCCAGUAUUUGAGAGAGAUUGACAAUGGCAUGAUCCUGUCAGUGGCAGUGAAUGAUGAAGGGUCUAGGAACUUGGAUGACUCAGCCAGGAAAGCAAUGACCAAACUGGGCAGCAAGCAUUUCCUUCAUCUUGGAUUUAGGCAUCCCUGGAGUUUUAUUACAGUAAAAGGAAACCCUUCCUCUUCUGUUGAAGACCACAUUGACUAUCCAGGACACAAAGGAUCAGCUGUGGCCAAAGUAUUCAAACUAUUCCAGGCUGAAAAUGGAGAGCAUUUUAAUGUGUCUUCAACCAGUGAGUGGGUUCAAGAUGUAAAGUGGACAGAGUGGUUUGAGAAGCCCCAAAAGACAAGAUCCAAAGACACAGAGAAACUUUCUGAUCUAAGGGCGGCAAAUCCAAGCAAAAUCUGUAAUCACCCCAUUGAUAUCCAGGCAGUUACACUUUCUGGAGCCAAUUUAACAACUGAGGUUUUCUACAAAAACGGCCACGAUUACAGGUUUCUGUGCCAUGGUCCGAAUCAGACAGACGAAGGCUGCCAAAAUUACCGAGUGCGGUUCCUGUGUGGAAAACCCGUGAGACCAAAGCUUACAGUAACCAUUGAUACCAAUGUGAACAGCACAAUCCUAAGGCUGGCAGAUAAUGCACAAUCAUGGAAGGCUGGAGAUAAACUAGUUGUUGCCAGUACGGAUUAUUCCAUGUAUCAGGCAGAAGAAUUUCAAGUCUUGCCCUGCAGAGCCUGUAGGCCUAACGAGGUCAAAGUAUCAGGGAGAGCAACAUACCUUCAUAUAGGAGAAGUGAUUGACGGAGUGGACAUGAGAGCAGAAGUAGGGCUUCUAAGCCGAAAUAUAGUGGUGAUGGGAGAGGUGGAGAGGCAAUGUUAUGAAUAUAGCAACAGUUUAUGCACCUUCUUCGAUUUUGACACUUUUGGGGGACACAUCAAGAUUGGUCUUGGUUUUAAAGCUGCACAUAUUGAAGGGUUCGAAUUGAAACAUAUGGGCCAACAGACAAUGGGACAUUAUCCAAUUCACUUCCACUUGGCAGGCGAUGUGGAUGAGAAGGGAGGCUACCACCCUCUGACCUAUGUGAAGGAUGUCGCGAUUCACCACACCUUCUCACGCUGUGUCACAGUCCACGGCACCAAUGGCUUGCUGGUCAAGGAUGUUGUCGGCUACAACGCCCUGGGACACUGCUUCUUUACUGAGGAUGGGCCAGAAGAACGCAACACGUUUGAUCACUGCCUUGGACUGCUUGUUAAGCCUAGCACUCUCCUUCCAUCUGACCGAGACAGCAAAAUGUGCAAGCUGAUUACAGAAGGGGCCUACCCAGGGUAUAUCCCCAAACCCAGGCAGGAUUGCAACGCUGUAUCCACUUUCUGGAUGGCCAAUCCUCAUAACAACCUUAUAAACUGUGCAGCUGCAGGAUCCGAAGAAACGGGGUUUUGGUUUGUUUUUCACCAUGUGCCUACGGGGCCCUCCGAAGGAAAAUAUUCUCCGGGCUACUCUGAGCACAUUCCAAUGGGAAAAUUCUACAACAAUCGGGCACAUUCCAACUACCGAGCUGGCAUGAUCAUUGAUAAUGGAGUCAAAACUACACCAGCGUCUGAUAAGGACAAAAGACCUUUUCUGACACUGAUUUCUGGGAGAUACAGUCCACACAAAGACGCAGACCCUUUGAAGCCUAGGGAACCUGCGAUAAUUGAACGCUUUAUUGCGUACAAGAACCAGGACCACGGGGCCUGGCUGAGGGGUGGAGACGUAUGGCUGGAUGACUGCCAGUUUGCUGACAAUGGCAUUGGCCUGACCUUGGCAAGCGGAGGUACUUUCCCACAUGAUGAUGGUUCAAAGCAAGAAAUAAAGAACAGCCUAUUUGUCGGUGAAAGUAAAAACGUGGGAACAGAAACCAUGGACAACCACAUUUGGGGUCCCGGAGGCCUGGAUCACAGUGGAAGGACUCUCCCCAUAGGCCAGAAUUUUCCAAUUCGUGGGAUUCAGUUCUAUGAUGGUCCAAUCAAUGUCCAAAACUGCACGUUUCGCAAGUUUGCUGCAUUGGAUGGUCGUCACACAAGUGCCCUGGCAUUCCGGCUCAACAAUGCCUGGCAGAGUUGCCCCAAUAACAACGUCACCAACAUUAUAUUUGAAGACGUGCCUAUUACCUCACGAGUGUUCUUUGGAGAACCUGGACCCUGGUUCAAUGACCUGAAUAUGGAUGGUGAUAAAACAUCAGUUUUUCAUGAUGUAGAUGGCUCUGUGUCAGAAUAUCCUGGUUCAUACCUUAUAAAAGAAGAUAACUGGUUGAUCAAGCACCCAGACUGUAUUGAUGUGCCAGAUUGGAGAGGUGCCAUCUGCAGUGGGCACUAUGCACAGAUAUACAUCCAGGCCUACAAGUCAGCUACCCUGAGACUGAAAAUAAUCAGAAAUGACUAUCACAACCAUCCUCUCUACCUGGAGGGAGCGUUAAGCAAAAGUUCUCAUUACCAGCAGUAUCAGCCAGUUAUAACACUGCGGAAAGGUUAUACCGUGCAUUGGGACAAGACUGCACCUGAGGAACUAGCUAUAUGGCUCAUCAACUUCAACAAGAAUGACUGGAUCCAGCUAGGCUUGUGUUAUCCUAAAGGGACAACAUUUUCCAUUGUCUCAGAUAUCCACAAUCGCCUCUUGAAGAAAACAUACAAAACGGGGACCUUCUAUAGGACCCAGCAGAUGGACAAAUUGGAGCACCGAUAUCCUACCAAAGGACACUAUUAUUGGGAUGAGGACAGCGGGCUGCUGUUCUUGAAAUUCAAAGCCCAAAAUGAGAAGGAGAAGUUUGCCUUCUGCUCAGUCCAAGGCUGUGAGAGAAUAAGGAUCAAAGCUGUGAUCCCCAAGAAUGCUGGAAUCAGUGACUGUGAAGCUAAGGCCUAUCCAAAAUACACGGAAACGCCAGUAGUUGAUGUGCCAAUGCCUAAGAAGCUCUCUAAUGCAAUACUGAAUAAUAAUGACCAUUUCCUAGAGCUGAAAGUAGAAACCUUCAGGACCAGAUAUUUCCACCUCCGUGAUGAUUUUGCAUACAUUGAGGUUGAUGGCAAGAAGUAUUUCCUCUCUGAUGAUGGUAUCCAAGUAGUUGUGAUUGAUGGCGAGCAUGGAAAAACUGUUGACCGAAUAAGUUUCAAAAACUCUAUUCUCCAGGGAAUCCCAACACAGAUAGACAGUUAUGUCAACAACAUCAAAAACAACUCUAUUGUGGUGAUGGCAUCCAAAGGCAGAUUCAUUUCAAAAGGACCAUGGACCAAAGUGCUGGAAAAACUCGGAGUAGAGAAGGGAUUUAAAUUAAAAGAUAAAAUGGCUUUUGUCGGAUUCAAAGGCAGCUUUCGGCCAGUCUGGGUGAAACUGAUUACCGAGGAGGAUGCAGCUAAAAUCUAUCAAGUUGUGCCAAUCCCCGUAGUGAAGAAAAUGAAAUUAUGAGGCCAGGAUGCUUGGCCUUCCUGCUGUUAGCACUGCCCUGAUAGAAAAGGACUACUGACUCUGCUCACAACAGGCACCCUCCACAGCUCUCCAGAGAUGUAGUACUUCUUUGUUGCUGUACAUGAAGAAAGCUUUAUUGCAAGUGGGUAGAGUGGCCACGUGUGACAAGCAGCAUUCCUUGUGAUGCACAUCUUGUUCGAUCCUGCCCUACUGAUUUGCCUACUGAUACCAGAUUUAUCUUUAUUUUCUAAGCUAAUAUCUGGGGCAAGACUGUUUUCAAAAAGCGUGUUUUGGGGGAAGUGCAUCCUCUGCUUCUGUUCUGCCUUCUACACCCCUUGUGAACCUCCAGGUCUGAAUGCCAAAUCUAACGGCCAUGCACGGCUUGGAAUUUCCCCAUGGGACUGAUUGCAUCCGCUCUCUGCUGCUUUUGAGAGCACAAUCAGCUGCUCGUACAAAACUGGGAAUGCAAAUUCAGAGGCUGGUUGAAAAUUUGGAAUGGAAGGCACAAAUCGGUAAAAGCUGCAGCAUAUGGCCAAACAAGGAGCAUUUAUUUGAAAGCUUCUACACUAUUCUGUCAAACUAGUGCAGAAUCCUGGGAUUACAUGGCACAUGUUGAAUCUUCAGGGAGCUAUCUCAUUUCAGUGAAUGGUAUGUAGAGGGGAAAGAAAGAGCAUAGGAGAGAUUGAUCACAUUGUGAUGCCUUGGGCUUCACCCAGACCAAUAAAGGGCUAGGUCACCCUGUAAGCCUGGGUGCUUCCGUGCUAUACAGCUAUGGCUGAGGCCUGUCACCAGCAGCCUACUCAGUGAUCUCACCUAGCUUGCACCUGCCUGAUUACUCUUUACAGGGUGACACAAUAGCCUCUUUGGUCCCAAGCUUACCCAAAUCAGUCUCCCCCACAGCGCUCAGCCUCUCUGCCUGUAGCAGUCACCAAACCUUAUCAAGUUUGCUGCUCCUUUGGAGACCAUAAUGCCAGCCUGGUAGUUUGGUUAAGGAUUUUUCUCUUCAAUUUGAAAUGCUGCGCUGAGAAUGGGGCGAAAUGAAACAAGGUGAAGGUUAUGAACAAAGAAGUGAUAUUUAAGUGAUACUAAGUAGGCAGAAUUGGAACUUUUAACAUGACUACAGACAAACAAAAGUGAAAAGAUGCAUCUAAGCCUAAAGCCUAACUUAAACUAGAGCCUCUUGUUCAAAGUAGAUUUCUCAUCACAUUUGUUCUUCUAGCAUAGCUCACAGUUCUUAGCCCCAAAUGAAGACAGAGCUCCAAGCGCUUCAUUUCUUCAGAUGAAGGAUGCUAAAUAGCUCAUAUUCUUGAAGUUUUAUCUUUGUUUUCAAAGUCAGGAAGCCCUCUUGGGGGCUCAGUUUGCUGUAUCCACCCAGGAGCUGACACCAUGUUCAUUUUUUGCUGUCUCCUCUCCCUAUCAUAAUUGGCUAUCCCCUCAACUUGCUAGUUGGAUGGUGUUGUUUACCUUUUGUGUAAAUGUACUCCCGUUGUCUCCCUUUGAUCAGUUUACACUGGAGACACAUUCGUGCAGGCAAGGCAAUAGAAUGGAUUGACUUAUGCUGUACCUGCUGAGCACAUUUUAAGAACUUAGGAAAUAUAUUUUCAUACAUCAUGCAGCCAAGCACCAGCAAUAAUAUUAAUGACCAACUUGUGACCAGUUUGCAUAUGAACUUUUACACCUUUUAGAUACAGAUUAUAACAACAGUAAAUUGGGGCACACUGAGCUGGUUAGGCCAGCUGAAAUUCACUGCUAGGAACCAGGGCACUCCUUGCUCUCUCGUGUUGGAGUGCUUUUAGGGUCACACACAUCCAAAUAUGGCCAUCAUGGGACCUGCCAUUUCUGCUCAUUUGCUUAACCAACAACUGACAUUUUCCGAUGUAUUUAUACUUCAAAAUAGGUAUUGUCAGAUCUUGUGUUUUCUCUGGGCAAGCUGCCACAGACUGGUAGAGAAGACUUGACACUUCACUUUUAUUCUGUCUGUCCCACACAUUCCUUCAAAGAUAAAUCUUCAGAGCCAAGGGGCUCGGUGGUAGCAUAUCAUGUAGGCACAGAGAGGCUCUCUCGUUUGGGUCUCUUGUUUUCAGGCAGGGAAUGCUGGGGAGUCAUCUUACUCCAUCCUUAAUCAAGGGGGAGGCUUCAACAUCAUACUUCCAGUGCAAUCGAGGGGAACAGUAUCAGGCCCAGUGUGUUGUGUCUGGCUUGCUUGUAGUCUAUUCUUGCCAUGGGAGUGUGUUUAAUAAGCUCCAAAGGGAGCUAGAUCUCCGCUGGAAGGCAGGUCACUAAGGGGUGGGGGCUUUGAGGUCACGUGGAAGGGAUAAAGAGUAAACGUUGAUCCCAGAAGACACAUCUCCUCCCAGAUAAUGUAAACUUACACAUUUUCUGCUCCCUUUCCUUCAAAACAUACGGAUCUAAUUUUUUUUAAAAAAGGAUGAGCAAAGUUGAGUGUAAACCAGAGCUGCUUGCCAGCACACUUAACCUUACAAAAACACUGUCUGUUCCAAUGGGCACACUAGGCAUUGCUGUGUGUUUCCCAAAGAUGUCAAGCAAAUGUAUCAAGUGGCUUCUGUUAUUUGGGUAACUUAAAAAAAAAUCUCUAAGUAGGCAAAUUGUCAAUAUGCCAGAAUAGCUGUUUCCCUUCCCUCUGUCAUUCCCCAGGGGGAAAAAAAAUCCAUUGUUUGUUUCUUUUUAAAUAGAUUUCCCCCUCCCC